GUCCGUGCAAUGAUAGUGAAAUGGAAGAAGACGGGGUGUAUGUUGCAGAUGGACGGCUGGUCGGACCGCCGCAAUAAACCACAUUUGAAUGUCAUGGUGUCCUCGCCCGUCGGUACAGUGUUCUGGAAGUCAGUCUGCAUGAAGGGCAAGGAGAAGGAUUCGACAACUUAUUUUCGGGUGCUGGACGACGUCAUCAAGGAAAUUGGAGCGGAUGCGGUCGUUGGUGUAGUCAUGGACAACGCAAGGGUGUGCGUGAAGGCAGGGAAGAUGGUGGAGUCUGCGUAUCCGACCAUCUUCAGCGUCGGUUGUACGGCGCAUGCGUUGGACCUUGCACUGGAGGACAUGUACAAGGAAAUGCCUUGGAUGGCGCAUGUGGUCGAUGCUGGCAACAAGGUUGGACGUUUCUUCUCCAAUGUGGACAUGGCAAGGGCUUUGUUCGACCAUUACUCCCCGAAGACGAAGCUGAAGCGUCCGGCGGCAACCAGAUUUGCAACGAACUUCGAGAUGCUGCAGUCGCUCAAGGAAUUGCGGAAACCUCUUGACCGUUGUGUGUGCGACAAGGGUUGGGUGGACAAGAUGGUGCGGAAUGACCAGUUGGUGGCAUUCCACGAUGUAACAGCAAUCGUCCUUGACAAGGGCGACUUCUGGAGGAAUUUGCAGAAGGCGCUUGAUGUCAUGCGGCCGGUGGUGGAGCUGCUCCGUUUGGUGGAUGGGCAAGGAGCAACCAUCUCAAAGGUUUACUUCAAGAUGGAUCAGGUUGUGCAGAAUCUGCGUGCCCUGGAAUCCUUAUCGGUGGAGGAGCACGAGGCGGUGGAGCGCAUCCUCAUGAGCCGCUGGGCAUUUCUGACAAGCGAGCUACAUUGUGUUGCAGCCUUCUUGGACCCUGAGCAUCUGAUGCACAACGCACAGCGCGAUCCGGAGGUUUCGUGUCGGGAAGUGAGCUCCCAGGUUGAUCAAUGGGUCAAUGCUUUGGGAGGGUUCUCGACGGAGCAAGCUCGAGAACAAGCCUGCGACCAGCCGCCAGCUUUGUGGUGGGAGGCGUUCGGCUCGAAGCACGACCUCCUCGCACCACAAGCAAUCAGAUUGCUUGGCCAGGCAAGCUCCUCUGCCGCCUGCGAGCGGAAUUGGAGCUUGCAUGAGCUGAUCUAUGGAUGGAGGCGGACGAAGUUGUUGCCAGAGAGGAUGGCGAAACUGGUGUACAUCAGUUGGAAUGUUCGGCUGCUGAGGAGGAAUCAGCGUGGCGAGGGGGAUGAGAUCCACAUCCCAUGGGCGGACGACGUCCCAGUGGACAGGGAGAUGGAGGAGUGGUAUGUGCACUGGUUGGAUCGGGUCCAUGAUGAUGUUCAUCGCGAGGAGGUUGUGGAGGUGGACUGCGAUGAUGAGGGAGACGAGAUCCCAAUGCGGCGGACUUUCAUGCAGAAUGACGAAGUUGACGACAAGCUGGUCGAGGAGGAGGAGACUCUACUUGUCGGUACAAGGCAGCGCGAUUGGCACGAGUGCACGAAGCCUGGGAAGCACCAUGAGCAAGAGUUGCGAAGGAGAUCUGGUUGCCAGCUGCCUGUGCCUGGAGAGUUGUACACAGAGGAGGGUUACGCUCUCGCAAUGGAAGCGCGACAGGCAGGCACUUGGGUGCAGGGGCGGGACGAGGCGAGGACAAAGAGGAGAGGGAAAGAUAAGGGCAAACAAACGGUGGAGCAUGAUGAUGCGCCCGCACAGCCUGGGAAGAGGAAGGCUGUUCAACAAGAACAACCACGACCGAAGAGGGGCCGUCCGACUAACGCAGAACAGGCUGCACGCAAGGCGAAGAAGGCUGAAGAGAAGGCUAUGGCUGCAGCAGCUGAAGCAAAAGCUGCUGCUUACAAAGCCUCAGCGGCCAAAGCCAAAGCGGCAGCGAAAGCUGCCAAAAAGAGCGCACGUGGAGGGAAGGCCAAGAAGUCCGUCAUUGUAAGUGACGACGAUGAUGAGGAUGUCCCCGAAGGAAGUCAAGUUCUUCGUCAGCUUCCUCGUCAUCUCACACCAGUGGGAUGGAAGGCACAAACGGAGAAGAAAGUGAGGGAGGGGAAGAAGAGGGGUGAGAUCAGGUAGAGGCUGAGUAGAGGGAAGCCGCCGUUCGAUCUAUGAUUUCAUCAGUCUAGGUGACCGAUGCUCCAAGUGCAGAGUUCUGACAAUGAUCGCAUUUCUGACAUGAAGAUUUGAACUUCCAAAUUUCAAACUGUUCUUUUGCUUAUUUUUGUUCUUGCAAUGGUGAAUGUACGAUGCUCCGCAAUGGUUUUCUGUUCUGUUCGUCAUAACCGAUGCUCCGCAAUGGUUUUCUGUUAUGUUCGUCAUUCUUUGUUGUGGAUGCUGCACUGUGAAUUCAUUGCUGUUGUGAAUGUGUUCGUUUGAUGCCAUGUUGCCGCGUGGUUGGACGGCUGCCCUGACUGCCAUCGCUGGUACGUGCAUACUCCGACUGCAGGAGUCUGGACUCUGGAGUUUGGACUAAAGUGGGGGAUACUGUAAUGAAAGGGAAAAAAAGCAGGGGGAGGGCAGGGGGGGGGGGGGGGGGGGAGCUGGACUAAAGUGGGGGAUACGGUAAUGAAAGGGUCUGGACUCU
Messenger RNA from Chara braunii, 2593 nucleotides. The record is from the annotation of a GenBank genome assembly. Lineage: Eukaryota; Viridiplantae; Streptophyta; Charophyceae; Charales; Characeae.